AUGUGGGGUUUGUUGAAUCAAGUUCGACAACGACAUUUCAAUUAUUUAUCACUUCGAACAAUAAUAAAAAAAAGUGACCACGUAAAACCAAUCAUUCAAAUAGUUUCAAAAUCUGUUCACAAACAGCAACGCCUUUCCUUCUCUACUACAGCAAGUUUACAGAGUAAAUCAGAGCGCGUAGCUCACACGUCGGUGAAAACCAAGGCAAUUAUAGCACCGCCAGAGACACAUAUUAACACUGCAAGACUUUUACGCGAGGCAAUCACAGAAGGAAAUGCAAAUCUUGCUUGGCAAAUCUACACCUCAGAUAAAACACUUGAUAAAGGACUACUUUAUGUUGAUUAUCGAAAUCUUGCCUGGUUAUUAAAGCGAAAUGGUGAAAGUCAAAAUGAAGAGGCAACCUUGACAGAACGCAUAGAACAUAUAGAAAUUCUAAUUCAGGAUAUGCUCAAGUCCGGGGUGAAAUAUGACAUAGAAAUAUAUAAUGCGUUAUUAACUGCCUGUCAAAAAGUGCAAGACAUUGAAAAAUUAGAACAAGUUUGGAAGAAAAUCUCCAAACUGAAAACGAAAGGAACGAUAAACCCGGAUUCCACGACUUACUGUACUUUGAUCAAUACAUACGCCAAACAAUUGACGACAGAUGGUUACGAGAAAAUAAAGAAAUUGUACGAAGAGAUUAUAAAUCAAGGGUGUAAAUUGGAUAGUCAGAUAUUUGCCAGUCUAAUUAAUGCUUUUUCUAAUUUUGGAAAUCUCGAAGCAGCUGAUCAUGCAUUAUUACAAGCAGAGAAACUUGUUCGUCCAAAUACGGCAACAUUUAAUGCGAUACUAAAAGGAUACAUGCGAAAUAAUUGUCCAGAAUCAGCGAUGGAAUUUCUCCAAAGUGAAAUGAUGGAAAAAUGGAAUUGUUCACUUGAUAUUGUCACAAUAAACAUAAUGAUUGCCGGCAAUUUUCAUGCAGCAAUUAUUGCCAAAACACGAGAAAAUGAAGAUUCCGAAGCGUACAUGGAAAAAGCACGAGACUGGUAUUUACUCAUGCUGAGUCAAGAGAUUCAACCGAGUGUGGUCACAUUCAAUACAUUAAUACAAGGAUUCGGGAAACUUGGUAAAAUGGAUGAAGUGAUAAAAAGCGUCACGGAAAUGCAAAGAUUUCUCAUCGUGCCGAGUUUAAUGACUUUUCGUAAUUUGGCUGACGUUUAUGGAUUGCAAAAAGAUUUUGAGGGUGUUAAGCUUGUUUGGAAUGAUAUGGGGAAAUUUGGAUUAGAGCCAGACCAUAAAAUUAUUGAGACCUUUGUGAGGGCCGCGAAAGCUUGUAAUGAAAAUGAAUGGGCAGCGGAAAUAUUAAAAAAGAAUAUGCACAUCUAUGAGGGAAAGGAUAAUAAAAACCUAAACAAUAUAUUAAUUCAUUGA
Messenger RNA from Ambispora gerdemannii, 1407 nucleotides. The record is from the annotation of a GenBank genome assembly. NCBI's taxonomy places the organism in Eukaryota, Fungi, Glomeromycota, Glomeromycetes, Archaeosporales, Ambisporaceae.